Messenger RNA from Mercenaria mercenaria, 489 nucleotides. RefSeq lists its product as uncharacterized. NCBI's taxonomy places the organism in Eukaryota, Metazoa, Mollusca, Bivalvia, Venerida, Veneridae. The transcript is spliced from 2 exons. Bases 1 to 489 code for a protein of 162 amino acids. The record is from RefSeq and is a predicted model, not a curated record.
AUGACCAAGGCCAAUGUUACACUGGAAGGUCAAAGCAAAAUACCUUGGCGUGAAUAUCUCAAACGAUCUCUCGUGGAAGAAUGUAGUCAGCUUUGCUGUACGGUUCCGAGACAUGGAAGCACUCCAAGAGAGUUGAACACAAGCUCCAAGUCUUCAUCAACAACAGUUACUGCCUUAAUUCGCAGAAUCCUGAAAAUAAGGUGCCCUAAGAGGAUUUCAAAAGAAGAGCUCUGGACGAGGACCAAGCAGAAGUCAGUGAUACUCACCAUCGAAGAGAGAAAGUGGCGAUGGCUGGAUCACAUUCUGCGAAGAGAACAGACAACCAUCACCCAUCAAGCUCUUGUCUGGAACCCACAGGGAAAACGAAAACGAGGUCGGCCAGCACAGACCUGGAGAAGAACCCUGGACGCUGAGCUCAGACAGUCAGGCUUUCAUGGGGCGAGGCAAAGAAGAAGGCAGAAGACAGAGACGACUGGAGGACAGUGGUGA